This is a messenger RNA of Hevea brasiliensis (rubber tree), 3312 nucleotides long. Its product is annotated as plasma membrane ATPase 1. The coding region runs from base 201 to 3095 and encodes 964 amino acids. Gene Ontology annotation, molecular function: P-type proton-exporting transporter activity; ATP binding; ATP hydrolysis activity. Gene Ontology annotation, cellular component: plasma membrane. Lineage: Eukaryota; Viridiplantae; Streptophyta; Magnoliopsida; Malpighiales; Euphorbiaceae. The transcript is spliced from 21 exons. Gene Ontology annotation, biological process: proton export across plasma membrane; regulation of intracellular pH. The record is from RefSeq and is a predicted model, not a curated record.
GUUGCUUCUGCGCUUCAUAGCAGCCUAUAUAUACGUGUUCAUUUCAUUUUAUCUAUGCACUCUCCUACAGCAUUGCAAAAGUCUUGCACUUUGGCUUUUGUCCCAAUACCUCUUGCUUCAUGCAAAAAAAGUGUAUUCUCUGAAUUUCUGAAGAUCUACUACCUUGAACUGAGGGUGGGAGCUGAAGCAGGAAUACCGAAAUGGACAAGACAGCAAUUGCCCUUGAGGCUAUUAGCAAGGAGACUGUUGAUCUGGAGAACAUUCCAGUUGAAGAAGUGUUUGAGAAGUUGAAAUGUACAAGAGACGGUCUCAGUUCUGAUGAGGUUCAACAGAGGUUAGCAGUAUUUGGCCACAACAAGCUUGAGGAGAAAAAGGAAAGUAAAAUACUCAAGUUUUUGGGGUUUAUGUGGAAUCCACUAUCAUGGGUUAUGGAAGCUGCAGCAAUUAUGGCCAUCUUUCUUGCCCAUGGAGGAGAGGAAGGGGUAGAUUACAAUGAUUUUAUAGGCAUUUUGACACUACUUAUUAUCAAUUCAACCAUCAGCUUUAUAGAGGAAAACAAUGCUGGAAAUGCAGCAACAGCUCUUAUGGCUCGGUUGGCACCAAAAGCAAAGGUUUUGCGCAAUGGAAGCUGGGGAGAGGAAGAUGCUGCUGUAUUGGUGCCUGGAGACAUUGUCAGUAUCAAACUAGGAGAUAUUAUUCCCGCUGAUGCUCGAUUGCUUGAAGGGGAUCCUUUGAAAAUUGAUCAGUCUGCUCUUACCGGAGAGUCACUUCCAGUAACUAAGAAUCCUGGUGAUAGAGUUUACUCUGGUUCAACAUGUAAGCAAGGUGAAAUCGAAGCAGUUGUCAUUGCUACUGGUGUGCACACCUUUUUUGGAAAGGCAGCUUAUCUUGUGGAAUCCACUACACAUGUUGGGCAUUUUCAGAAGGUUUUAACGGCAAUUGGAAACUUCUGCAUUUGCUCUAUUGCCAUUGGCAUGCUGAUUGAGAUCGUUGUAAUAUAUGGGAUUCAAAAAAGGGAAUAUCGUGUUGGCAUAGACAAUCUUCUAGUUUUAUUCAUUGGUGGUAUCCCCAUUGCUAUGCCAACGGUACUUUCUGUUACCAUGGCCAUAGGUUCUCAUCGCUUGUCUCAGCAGGGUGCAAUAACAAAGAGAAUGACAGCUAUUGAGGAAAUGGCAGGGAUGGAUGUGCUCUGCAGUGAUAAAACGGGCACUUUAACUCUUAACAAACUUACAGUUGACAAGUCUAUGAUAGAGGUUUUUGCAAAGGGUGUUGACAAGGACAUGGUUUUAUUGAUGACUGCAAGAGCUUCGAGGUUAGAAAAUCAAGAUGCUAUUGAUGGAGCUAUUGUUUCUAUGCUGGCUGAUCCUAAAGAGGCUCGAGCUGGAAUUACUGAAGUUCACUUUCUUCCAUUUAAUCCAACUGACAAAAGGACAGCACUUACAUUUUUAGACAGUGCGGGCAAGAUGCAUAGAGUGAGCAAAGGUGCACCGGAACAGAUUCUCAGUUUGGCAUGCAAUAAAUCAGAUAUUGAAAAAAAGGUACACACAAUAAUUGAUAAAUUUGCUAAGCGUGGACUUCGAUCCCUUGCAGUUGCUCGACAGGAGGUACCUGCUGGUACCAAGGACAGUCCUGGUGGACCAUGGGAAUUUGUUGGUCUUCUCCCUCUUUUUGAUCCACCUCGCCAUGACAGUGCUGAAACUAUCAGAAGAGCUCUAGAUCUUGGUGUUAGUUUCAAAAUGAUCACAGGUGAUCAACUGGCAAUUGCAAAAGAGACAGGGAGACGACUUGGAAUGGGCACAAACUUGUAUCCAUCAUCCUCUUUGAUAGGGGAAAACAAGGAUGGAACAAUUGGAGUUCUACCAAUUGAUGAGCUCAUUGAAAAUGCUGAUGGUUUUGCUGGUGUUUUCCCUGAGCAUAAGUUCGAGAUUGUGAAGCGACUGCAAGCUAAAAAGCAUAUAGUUGGAAUGACUGGUGAUGGAGUAAAUGACGCACCUGCAUUACAGAUAGCAGACAUAGGAAUUGCAGUGACAGAUUCAACAGAUGCUGCUCGUAGUGCUUCUGAUAUAGUUCUGACAGAGCCUGGGCUGAGUGUAAUCAUUAGUGCUGUUUUGACCAGCAGAGCAAUCUUUCAAAGAAUGAAGAAUUACACAACAUAUGCUGUGUCCAUCACCAUACGUAUUGUGAUGGGGUUUAUGUUGCUCACUUGUUUUUGGAAUUUUAAUUUCCCUCCCUUUGUGGUUCUCAUUAUUGCCAUUCUAAAUGAUGGUACUAUCUUGACGAUAUCCAAAGAUAGAGUUAAGCCAUCCUCAAUACCAGACAGUUGGAAACUUAGUGAAAUUUUUGCAACUGGGAUUGUGAUAGGCGGAUACCUUGCCAUAAUGACAGUUGUGUUCUUCUGGGGAGCUUAUGAAACUGAUUUCUUUCCGAAACACUUCAAUGUGCAUAGCCUUCAGAAGAAAGUUUACAAUGUUUCUGAUGAACACGUCUUCAAGGAACUGAAUGGACAGCUGGCAUCAGCUGUGUACCUUCAAGUUAGCACCAUCAGCCAGGCUUUAAUAUUUGUGACUCGCUCCAGGAGCUGGUCAUUUACAGAGAGGCCUGGUCUUCUUCUCGUUGUUGCUUUCCUUAUUGCUCAAUUGAUUGCAACUGUAAUAUCUGCGGAAGCAACAUGGGAUUUUGCUGGAAUUAGCAAGAUUGGUUGGAAAUGGACUGGUGUUAUAUGGCUAUACAAUAUUGUAACAUAUGUGCUCCUUGAUCCUAUCAAGUUUGCUGUUAGAUAUACAUUGAGCGGUAGAGCCUGGGGCCUAGUCUAUAACCAAAGGACGGCAAUGACAACCCAAAAAGACUUUGGUAAGGAAGCUCGGGAAGCUGCAUGGGCAGCCGAGCAGCGGACACUUCAUGGCCUCCGAUCUAUGGAAUCAAAUGUAUUCUCUGAAAAGCAUAUUUUCAGAGACAUCAGCAUCAUGGUUGAAGAAGCCAGAAGACAUGCAGAGAUUGCAAGAUUGAGGGAGCUUCACACCCUGAAAGGCAAAGUGGAGUCCUUUGCAAAGUUGAAGGAUUUGGAUAUUGAUGUGAACCCUCAUUACACUGUCUGAGUGACGGUUACAUCACAAAAUUGAAUUGCUUUCCGGGGAACUGCUUAACCAGGAGAGGGUAGCCAAGCUGAUGAUUCCCAGUCUGAAAGGUGUCUAAUUUAGUUGCAGCUUUCCUUUACUUUGUUCCCUUUUCUCUUUCCUUUUCUUUUUCACCAUUGUAAUGUGCUCAGUGCUCAAGUGUCCAAUGUGAACCAUCAAUAAAAGCUUUUUACUGUCA